This is a messenger RNA of Passer domesticus (house sparrow), 5354 nucleotides long. RefSeq names its product interleukin 1 receptor accessory protein like 2 (gene IL1RAPL2). Lineage: Eukaryota; Metazoa; Chordata; Aves; Passeriformes; Passeridae. Bases 39 to 2138 code for a protein of 699 amino acids. The transcript has 11 exons. Gene Ontology annotation, biological process: signal transduction. The record is from RefSeq and is a predicted model, not a curated record.
UUGUUUUCUUGGUUCUUGUGAUCUGUACUGUAGUCAGCAUGAAUUUGAAGCUUGUGUCAAAGAGAAAUUCUGCCCAGGCACCAGGAUGUGGAGGGCCACAAGAGUCUGAUGCUGCGUCCUGCAGUUGUGCUGAAGAUGAAGAAGAGGAUGGACAAACAGUUGAUGGUUGCAUUGACUGGUCAGUGGAUCUCAAGACAUACAUGGCUUUGGCAGGUGAACCAGUCCGAGUGAAAUGUGCCCUUUUCUACAGCUAUAUCAGAACUAAUUAUAGCAUGGCCCAAAGCACAGGUCUUAGGCUUAUGUGGUACAAAAACAAAGGAGAUUUAGAAGAACCCAUUAUAUUUUCCGAAGUUAGGAUGAGCAAGGAUGAAGAUUCCAUAUGGUUUCACUCGGUUGAGCUGCAAGACAGUGGUUUCUACACAUGUGUUCUGAGAAACUCAACGUAUUGCAUGAAGGUGUCCAUGUCCUUGACGGUAGCUGAGAAUGAAUCUGGGCUUUGCUACAACAGCAAGAUCAGAUACCUGGAAAAAUCAGAAGUCACUAAGAGAAAGACAAUCUCCUGUCCUGAUAUUGAGGAUUACAAAACAGGCAGUCAAGAGCCAGAUGUGGUGUGGUACAAGGAAUGUAAGCCAAAAAUGUGGAGAAGUGUUGUAAUUCAGAAGGGAAAUACUCUCUUAAUUCAAGAGGUCCAGGAAGAAGAUGGAGGAAAUUAUACCUGUGAACUAAAGUUUGAAGGCAAGCUUAUACGAAGGACGGUUGAAUUCAAGGUUACUGCUUUACUCACAGACAAACCUCCAAAGCCAUUGUUCCCCAUGGAGAACCAGCCAACUGUUAUAGAUGUCCAGCUGGGAAAUCCACUGACUGUGGCCUGCAAAGCUUUCUUUGGAUUCAGUGGAGAAUCAGGCCCCAUGAUCUACUGGAUGAAAGGGGAAAAAUUCAUAGAAGAAUUAGAAGGUCACAUUAGAGAGGGCGAAGUCAGACUCCUCAGAGAACAUCUUGGAGAAAAAGAAGUUGAGUUGACAUUGAUCUUUGAUGCUGUGGAGGAGGCAGACCUGGCUAACUACACGUGUCACGUGGAGAACAGAAAUGGACGGAAACACGCCAGUGUUCUUCUGCGCAAAAAAGAUUUGAUCUACAAAAUAGAACUUGCUGGAGGACUGGGAGCCAUCCUUCUUCUGCUUAUUUUGCUCGUGACCAUCUAUAAGUGCUACAACAUAGAGUUAAUGCUGUUCUACAGACAGAACUUUGGAGGAGAUGAAGCAGCUGAUGACAACAAAGAAUAUGAUGCUUAUCUUUCAUACACCAAAGUGGAUCCUGAUGCAUUAGAUCGUGAUAAUAAUGAAGAGGAGCAGUUUGCACUUGAAAUUCUGCCAGAUGUUCUAGAAAAGCACUAUGGAUAUAAGCUCUUCAUUCCAGAUAGGGACCUGAUCCCUAGUGGAACCUACAUUGAAGAUCUCACAAGAUGUGUUGAGCAAAGCAGAAGACUCAUUAUCGUGUUAACUCCAGACUAUGUUCUCAGGAGAGGAUGGAGUAUUUUUGAGAUGGAAAACAGACUCCAUAACAUGCUAGUCAGUGGAGAAAUCAAAGUUAUUUUGAUUGAGUGUACUGAAUUAAAAGGGAAGGUGAAUUAUCACGAAGUGGAAUCAUUAAAGCACACCAUCAAACUUCUCUCAGUGGUCAAGUGGAAAGGACCAAAAAGCAGCAAACUGAAUUCUAAGUUUUGGAAGCGCCUAGUCUUUGAAAUGCCAGGGAAGAAAAAGGAGGUGGUGUCGCGGCAUCAGGUCCUGGAUUCUGCAGAGCAGGGCCUCUUUGGAGACCUCCAGACUGUGCCCUCUCUUGCCGUCACGGGCACUUCUGCCACGCUGGUGGAGUCGCGGGCGGCUUUGGGCGGUUUCCAGCCGGCAGACUCCGCGCACACGAGGCACUUCUGCCGCGGCUACGAGUGCGACGUGUCGGCGGCCACGUUGCCCCUGGCCUCCAUCAGCAACCACCACACGUACUGUAACAUCCCCCUGACGCUCCUCAACGGACAGCUACCUCUCAACAACGCCGUCAAGGACGCCCAGGAGUUCCACAGGAACAGCCCCUUGCUGCCUUUGUCGGCCAAGGAGCUCAGCUUCACCAGUGAUAUCUGGUAGAGCACCAGGGCUCUUUGGAGACGCUUCAUGGCCACCAUGAAGAGGCGCCUGUAAAGAACUUUGCCCUACCCGCAUGGGGUGAGAAAACCUAUUCAGAGCAGCAGCACACUUGUUUGCUUUUCUACUUGAACUUUUUUUGUUUACAUUUACAAAUUAUUGACGAAGGGGGCAUUCUUUUGUAACUCGGUAAUGUCCUUCCUGUCUUUUAAUGUACAGUUUUAUUGCUUCUUUAAAAAGGAGGGGGGAGAGAAAAACGCAUCCCAUCACUUCACAGUAGGUUUACAAUCUGGGACAGAUAAAAGGUCCCUGGGUACGUUUUCCAACAUCCAUCCAUAUUUAAGUAGCAGUAUUUGGAAUACACAGAAGUUGUUGGGUUUUUCAUAUAGACUACAGUACAGUUUGAAAUUCUAAUCAUGCUACAAAAAUUAGUGUCUCCUGCACAGACCACAGGGGGUGAAUAAUCUUGAAAAGGAAGGAGAAGGAAACCUUCCUGGUAACAUUGUCUUGCAAAUACUUCUUAGAAGAUGCCCAGCUGAAACAAAGCAGAUGAAGCUUUAUCAAUAAAGUGCAUAGUAACAGUUACUACAAAAUAAAUCACCUGCUCCCAUCAGCAUCUCUUCAUUUUAUUAUUGAGGCAUGUUGUAUUCCUAGUCAAUGGUUAGCAAUGUGGUUUUAUUUAACAACUUACUAGAAUACUGGAAGAUGUUUAGGAGGAUUUUAAACAAUUUUUCUGUCAGCAACAUAUUAUUUCACAAUUUUUUGCAGAUUUUUAAUGACUUUUUCCAAACAGUUUAAAUAUAAAUUUAGCUGUCUAUUGGCCAAUUCAUUGAUCUGAAAUUUCUUAAGAUUUAAUAUUUGUAGUAAAGUAAUUUUAUGUAGGAUUAUUUUUCCAAAACCAUUAGUUACAAUUUGAAUUAACCUUUUUUUUUUUGUGAGAACAUCAGCAAUAGAAAACUACAGCAAUAUUCAGAGAUUAAGUGCUGAUUUAUUCAGGUUUACUAGUAAGUCUGACUUCCGUUGCAGUGAUAAUCACCUGAAACAGUUUUCUCUCUUGUUUAUCUACCUGCCAAAUUAUGUACCUUUUAUAUGGCAGAAGCAGAACUAUUUCUGCUCUCUGUGUAACUAGUGAAAAGUGAUAUUUUUAAGCAACUGGCAAGGUCUUGCAUUUCACACUUGUGUGAGUGAUGCCAUCAGUCAAAUAGGAUCCUGUCAUUUAGCAUUGCUGCCGCUGGUGGAUGAGAAUUGUUGCACAGGUGCUGGGCAUCAGGCAUUGCUGCUCAGCGAGUACCAGGCUGGUGCAUGGAGAUUUCCACACUCAGCUGGGAAAGGGUUGCAGAGUCAGGCUAUGGAGACAACUCUAUCAAAGGAAAAAGCUCUAAAUAAUGAAGGCAAAAGCCAGUUUUGCAGGUUAUGGCAUGGCUCUAAUGAAAACACAGCAGACAUGAGAGUUUUGUCUCAAUAAGAUCUGCUGGAGCAAGUUCCCAAAAAUAUUUUUAAGGCAGGCAGCCUUGCCUGUUCUUCAGUAUGUCUUUAGCAUUUUUCUCUUUGAUUGCAUGAAUAAAAGUUAGCACUCUGCACUCAGCUGCCUGUGGUUUCAUCAGCAAACAAAUUCAGUAAAUCCUUGACAUUUUGCAGUGGUUCCUAAAUUGUACCCUACAGUCAAAUGGAAACAAACACUGACCUAAGACUUAAAAGUAUCCAGAAUUGGCCCAAAGGCCAUGAAAAUGAUCUCAAAUGUGCAAUAAUUCAUAGAGGUCAGUAUUUUUCCAUUGCUUCUUUCCCCAGUUCUUUAUUCUGUGCCCUCCUUCACUAGUCAUUGUCUGUAAGAUUUUUCAUUAGGUUCAAAAUAAUACAUGUUUCUCUCAUUUUUUUCUAAUAUGUUAUGCAUUUGACACUAACACUGAAAGUGAAAAUCUAGAAAAGAUAUUAAUUUAUUACACAGUAUAGAACUAUAACUUGCUUUUUUGUGAAGUUAAGUUCCAAACAUAGGUGUUUAAUAGACGUAUUUUUCUACUGAGAAAGAAAGCGAUUUUACCUCCAUUAUAAAUAUAUGUAUUUCAACUUCCUCCCAAAAAUUUACAAAAUUUGCACUGUUUUAUAAAUGUUACAGACUGUGUUUACACUGGCUAUGUUCUUUAAUGCAAAGUGUAAUGAAAAAAAAAACCAGAAAAAAAUCCUAAAUGAAAACCCUGCAUGAAAAGAGCUGCAUAUGUUUAAAUGAAAAGCUGUACUUUUCAUUAUUUUCCUUCCCACAUUAUUCUAGAAUCUGAUUAAUUCACAUAGAAUGUUCAGUGAGAUUUAAACCUGCUAGUUCUGUAUUAAGCAUGCAAACUCAAAAAAAAAAAAAAAAAGAAAGAAAAAAAACAUAUGCAGGUUGGUCUGCUUCUUUUAUUUACAGGGAUUUAAUAUCAGUAACAAAUUCAUUUACCCAAUGAUGAUAUGUCUCAGAGCAGUAGUUAUCCUAAAGCAAAAUGCAGUCAUGUUUGUAUUGAGGAAACAUGAAAAGAACAGGUUUUCAGUCCUUUUGCAAAAGCACACUGAGUGUCUGUGUAUCGAUAUCUUUUAGUUAUAGAUGCCAAGUCACAAUCUGCUUUAAGGUUUCUGAGUGUAUGUUGAGUACUAUGACAAUAUAUAAAUGAAUCAGACCUGCCUGUGCCCCUCUGCUUCUGGGGGUGGGCACCUGAGCUCGGGGCCUCGUGUUGACUCAGCUUGUGUGAUAUCAGUACAGAACCACAGAAUUGUUUAGGCUGGGGAAGAUCUCUGAAAUUAUAAACUCUAACUCUUAACCCAGCUCUGCCAAGCCCACCUCUGACCCGAGUGCCCAGGUGCCACAGCCACGUGGUUUCUGUACACCUCCAGGGAUGGUGACUCCACCACUCACCUGGGCAGUGCUUGACAGCCCUUUCAGUGAGUAUUUUUUUCCUAAUCCAAUCUAAACCUCCCAUGGCUCAGCUUGAGGCCAUUUCUUUGUGUUCUGUUAUUGUUACUUGGGGAGAGAGACUGAGCCACACCUGGCUGCACCCUUCUUUCAUGGAGCUGUAGAGGGAGAGAAGGUCCCCUCUGAGCCUCCUUUUCUCCAGGCUAAGCCCCCCAGCUCCCUCAGCUGCUGCUCAUCAAAUUUUUAUGCUCCAGACCUUUCCACAGCUCUGUGUCCUUCUCUGGACACGCUCAAGCCUCUCUAUGACAUGCAAGAGGCCAAGUGUUUCCACAGGUAGC